Messenger RNA from Triticum dicoccoides, 640 nucleotides. RefSeq names its product non-specific lipid-transfer protein 4-like. The record is from RefSeq and is a predicted model, not a curated record. Lineage: Eukaryota; Viridiplantae; Streptophyta; Magnoliopsida; Poales; Poaceae. Gene Ontology annotation, molecular function: fatty acid binding. The coding region runs from base 60 to 413 and encodes 117 amino acids. The transcript is spliced from 2 exons. Gene Ontology annotation, biological process: systemic acquired resistance.
GUAGCACGACACGUACUCUAACGAACACUGUCAUCUUACUUAGCGAUCGAGGCGAGUCGAUGAGGAGUCUGCUGGUGCUUGCUCUGGUGGUCGUGGCCGCGGCGUGCCUCGCGGCUCCGCGGGGCGCGCACGGGGCCGGCGAGUGCGGGAGGACGCCGGCGGACGAGAUGGCGCUGAAGCUGGCGCCGUGCGCGUCGGCGGGGCAGGACCCCAACUCGGCGCCGUCAAACGGGUGCUGCACAGCGGUGCGCACCAUCGGCAAGCAGAGCCCCAAGUGCCUCUGCGCCGUCAUGCUCUCCGACACCGCCAAGAGCGCCGGCAUCAAGCCGGAGGCCGCCAUAUCCAUCCCCAAGCGCUGCAACCUCGUCGACCGCCCUGUCGGCUACAAGUGCGGAGCUUACACUCUGCCGUAAGCCCUGAGGCCACUUGACGCGCGGGUCAUGAAUGGAUGCCGCUGAGUGUUGUUUAUCAAUCACAAAUAAUGCUGUGGAACCUUCUGCUGUUUCAGAGGUGUACUGCCUCUGUGUUAUGUUCUUGAGUAUCGGUCCCUGUGUUUCUCGAGGAUGUUGCAGCUAUCCCAGUUAUGCCCCAGAAUAAUAAAAGAGUUAUGUUCGUCAACAAAUUGAAUGAAUAUAAUCAA